Prorocentrum cordatum is the source of this 1141-nucleotide messenger RNA. NCBI's taxonomy places the organism in Eukaryota, Dinophyceae, Prorocentrales, Prorocentraceae. The record is from the annotation of a GenBank genome assembly.
AGUGCUGCUGCGGCUCAGGAGACAAGCAAGCCGCGCCAUAGCAGUGACGGGCUUCGGAAGGUUGCCUGACUCAUUUGCUCGCCCUCACCCAGGGAGUUCAUGACUCUGUAGUUGCGUUGCUUCGACAGCUGCUUGCGGAUUCGCUGCAGUUCUGCAUCUGGCAUCCUGAGCAUCGAUGCCGAAUGAAGCGAGUUUAGCACAUCUUGCACAAGGAGCUGACGAAGAAGCUGUCACACAAGCGCUUGCCCCAGGUAAGACGAGCCAGUUCGGCCGUCAUCUGCAGGGUGCUCUCCGCUGGCUGGGAUGCCCUCUCGGCUACGACUUGGCUCUUGGACAUCGAGGAUACAUGGCAGAUGCUUGGCAGUACCAGGCGACGAUGCAACUGGGGCGUCUCCAGCGACACGGAGAGCAUAGUUCCUGGGUCUUACACGCGUGGGUGAUGCCAGGCGCAUCUUGGCCGCGAGUGGGGCAGAACGCCUCGGUUUCGACGUCUUGCUCCUUGGUCCGCGCUGAGGGCUCUCUGAGGAGACCCUGCCGCAUGGGGUCUGGCAGCACUCGUGCAGCGUGGGGCGCGAAGGCCACACCGGCACCCGGGGCCUCCUCGAGAAGAAGGCGGAGGGCAAUGGUGGCACUGAUACUGCGGCUUAGCCUCUGGCUGCAAGGAGUGCCGCGUGACAGUUGGACGGGGCACGCGAACCCCGGGGAUGUCCAUGAUUUCGGGUACGACGUGGGCGACUGGACCGAGGCCGUGGCAAGCGCGAAAGGCGCGGACGGCUUCCUGGACUUAGUCGGCGACGGCUCGAGCGGCGAGUUCAGGUCGGACCUGCGCUUGCGGCAAUACGGAUUUGGCGCGGCGGCCAUGCAGGGCUCGCUGCAGGACCUUGGUGCGCUCCGCGUUGCGGCGGGCAUCGUCGCCAGCCUGCCAGGCUCGCCACAGACGGUCCUGAGGGUGGAGCUCAUGGCAUUCCUCUUCGCCCCGCGCCACGCCAGCGGCACCCUCGGAUACCAUGCCGAAAACAUGCCGCAAGUGGCUUUUGCGCCAUCAUGUCGCGCCGAGGGGAGAGAAUGCAGACUUGCGGUGGGCUACCAUAGUGCAUUGCCGUAGCCAGGUGGCAGGUGCACUGUGUGUGUGUAUGUGUGG